AUGAAUGAGCGAAGGAAACCAUAUCGGGAGAUGUCGUUUUCCACGACAGCUAUCGCAACCCAGUCAAAACCUUCCUCUUGCGAUAUUACCUUCACUACAACUUCCUACUCUGAUACAAUCAAGACUACAACUUCUUCCUCAGAUAUAAUCAAGACUACAACUUCCUCCCACGAUACAAUCAAGGCUACAACUUCCUCCUUUGAUACAAUCAAGGAUACAACUUCCUCCCACGAUACAAUCAAGGCUACAACCCCCUCCCACGAUACAAUCAAGACUACAGCUUCCUCCUCAGAUACAAUGAAGACUGCAACUUCCUCCCACGAUACAAUGAAGACUGCAACUUCCUCCCACGAUACAAUCAAGGCUGCAACUUCCUCCCACGAUACAAUCAAGACUACAACUUCCUCCCACGAUACAAACAAGACUACAACUUCCUCCCACGAUACAAACAAGACUACAACUUCCUCCCACGAUACAAUCAAGACUACAACUUCCUCCCACGAUACAAUCAAGACUGCAACUUCCUCCCACGAUACAAACAAGACUACAACUUUUUCCCACGAUAAAAUGGAACAACUUUCCCAAUAA
Messenger RNA from Procambarus clarkii (red swamp crayfish), 588 nucleotides. Its product is annotated as salivary glue protein Sgs-3-like. NCBI's taxonomy places the organism in Eukaryota, Metazoa, Arthropoda, Malacostraca, Decapoda, Cambaridae. The record is from RefSeq and is a predicted model, not a curated record.